AGGGGGUUUGGAGAAUACCGGGACUACCUUCCUCCUCUUUUGCCUGCUAGUAGGUGCAAGUUGAUGCAUUACAGCAGCAGCUGACUCUCUCUCUCUGCACACGAGGCCCGCAGGAUUCGAGGUCAGACUUCGAACCAACAUCCGAAGUGAACCCGCACGACCGGGUUCAAAAAAAACAAAAAAAAUACAAACAACAACUUGCGCCAUCUUGCACAAGGUCCUUCCGUGAAACUCCUUACCCAAUCACACGCAACCACUCUUAGGCAGCUGAGGAAAAUCAGGGAAACCCACUUGUCUCGCCUUUUCUCCGCCCAUCCCACCCCAAAACCAUCCCAAGCAGCUUCCUCCCCAGUCCCGCCCACGGGACCGCUGUUCGAAUGCUUUUCUGGCACUGACUCGGUGAGCUCCUCCACCAGCCGCCGGAUUUCUGGGGAUCCGUCCCGCUGGCACAAAGAUGGCUGGGCAAAAGAGCCUGCGCCAGGAGUUCGCGCUUCUCAGCAGUGAUGCUCUGUGCUACGAGCAGUUUGCCUCCCAGCUGCUUUUGCAGCUGCUCUGCGCGCCACAGCGGCCAGGCAGAGGCGAACUCCGAGGAAAACAUGUCCUGGCCACACGGCACGCCCACGUCCGCAUGGACGGAUGCGCGUGGGCGGCACGGCCCAUGGACGGAGGGGGCCCAGCAGCAGCAACGCUGCACGAAGCACAUCGACUCCCUGGAGAAAGAGGCGGGCGUGUCCAGUAGACGACCGCGGACCUGGCGGCAACGGUCCAUUGAGAGGUCAAGAAGCCUUGGCCGUACUGGUACGAGGCCACGCCAUCUCCUGGCAGCUCCGCCACGGCUCGGAGCGGGAUCUGACCGACACUCGAAUGGCUUGAGCUGGAUGUAGCGCAGGUGUGCGAAGGUGGAGAGAACAGUAACAGAUCAAAGGCAAUCUGCCCUGAGCCCCCAGCUGUGAGCGCGUGCAAUUCGACAAGCGCUGUGGGUCUUCGCAGGGCGUCACGGAGGGUGUGUGCCACUGUGGCCGGUGGACUCCCUCUUGGAAGGGCUCCAUCAUCUCGAUAGACAUUGCGUGCUUCACUGGAGAGCAGCUGCUGAGUGUCUGC
Messenger RNA from Durusdinium trenchii, 1101 nucleotides. The record is from the annotation of a GenBank genome assembly. Lineage: Eukaryota; Dinophyceae; Suessiales; Symbiodiniaceae.